This is a messenger RNA of Acanthaster planci (crown-of-thorns starfish), 4559 nucleotides long. Its product is annotated as HHIP-like protein 2. Lineage: Eukaryota; Metazoa; Echinodermata; Asteroidea; Valvatida; Acanthasteridae. The record is from RefSeq and is a predicted model, not a curated record.
UUUACGCAGCCAUGCACUUCUGAGAAAAUACAACUUUAAACGGUUUUGUUUAGAACGUCAAUGCGUCACCACAUUCGCCUAUACUUGCAUGUUCAGGGGUAGACAGUCGCAUCAUGGAGGGACAGUUAAAGUGGAAGGUUGUUGUGGAUUGGAAUAACAUUUUUCGUGUCCUUAGGCCAUAUAUAUGCCUGGGCAUAAUUGUCCUGGGUUUCAUGUCAGCAAUUCCGGCGUCAAAGGCGCACCCACAGUGCCUCGACUUUUCCGCACCAUUUACCCACGACCAAGGGAGUGAGCCAGAGUUCUGCACUCUCUACAUUGAAUUCGGAUGCUGCACACGUGCGAGGGAUCAGGAAAUUAAACAGAACUUCCAAAGAAUCGUCUCGGAAUAUAACAGCAUUCACGGGAGCUUGUCGAGCAAUUGCAGUGAUUUUCUUAACGAAAUCCUUUGUCAGGAGUGUUCACCGUACGCAGCUCAUAUUUAUGAUGGUGAGAGCUCACGGGGUAAUGCCAGACAAUUGCCCGGUCUUUGCAGCGGUUACUGUACCGAGUUUCACCGAUCAUGCAGCCAACUUGUCCCCUUCAUCACCGAGGAGGAGCCGCUGCGACGGGCCGCCACAAGUUCGUCCGCUGAAUUUUGUGAAAUGAUGGCCAUACUGGAUGUUGAUUACUGUUUCCCCGAUGUUUUGGUCAGCGAUGACCUCAACCGGUGGGCAGAAGAAGCCAGAUCAGGUACUGGUCGAAGCAAUUGUCUGUGUCUGGAGGAAUUUGCCAGCGGCCUGAGGAAACCUGUCUUCGCCGUCCACGCCAACGACAACACUCACCGAUUUUUCAUCGGAGAGCAGCGAGGGAUCAUCCACGUGUUUUUGACGAACGGUACCAAACUUGAGACCGCAUUCUUGGAUUUGCAGGAUUCAGUUCACGUGACGGCAAAUCUUGGAGAACGAGGUUUACUCGGUGCAGCAUUUCACCCAAACUUCACAGACAAUUCCAAAUUAUAUAUUUGCUACACACUGGGCCCAGGCGUCAAGAGUAUCCGAAUAAGCGAAUUCACGGUUAUGACCGAUGACAUGAAUAGAGUUGAUACCUCAAUGGAAAAGGUUUUGCUUGAGUUUGGCCAGCCAUAUUCAAACCACAACGGAGGUCAGUUACUAUUUGGAAUAGACGGCUACUUGUAUGCAAGUUUUGGGGAUGGAGGAUCAGGAGGCGAUCCACUGAAUGCCGGACUCAAUCGGAACACUCUUCUUGGUAAGAUUAUCCGAAUUGACGUGGACAACCCAAGCGGUGACCGAAAUUAUGGCAUUCCACCGGACAACCCGUUUGUAGGGGUGGCCGACACCCGCCCAGAGAUAUACGCUUACGGAGUGCGUAACAGUUGGAGAGGUUCGAUAGACCACGGCGAUCGAGUGACCGGAAAGGGCAAGGGACGGAUCUUCUUCGGGGACGUCGGUCAGAAUCAAUAUGAGGAGGUCAACAUCAUCGUGAAAGGGGGUAACUACGGCUGGCGGGCCAAAGAGGGCUACGCCUGUUUUAAACAAGAACAGUGUAACGAACAGUGGCUAGCUAACGAAGUCCAACCUGUCCAUGUCUAUUCGCACUCGGAGGGCAAAUGCGUUAUUGGAGGUUACGUGUACCGAGGUUGCCAAUCGCCCAAUCUUUACGGAAAAUUCAUCUUCGGUGAUUACUACAACGGACAUUUCAUUUUUUCGGCAGGUGAGGUUUACCUGCUGUCAACGAUCGACUCGGGGGUGUUUACCGACGGGGGUAAAAUCCUUAAAAUAGUGGAUCCCGGAAGGAGAGGCAAUCCAUCUGAAUGUAACCGAGAGACUUCCAAUCCUGUGGACUUUUUAACGACCGCAGCAGAAACAACAACGACAGGUGGCUACCUGUACACUGUGGAAUCAAAUAAUGCAUCGUCAGCUACUAAUGGGUUAUUCACCACAGAACUGGAACCAACUGAUCCUGCAUCGACAACUGGUCGACCAUCCACCACAGAGCUGCUUACAACCGAUGCAUCACAGAUCACGACCGUUCCAUGGGACGCAUCAUUAACAACUGAUCGAUCGUCCAUCACUACCGAUCAUACAUUAGUGACUAGUCGACCCUCCACCACCGCACUGCCUGCAACUAAUGCAUCAUUAACGACGGGUCGAUCCUCCACCACAAAUCCGCCCACAACUGAGCCUGCGUUACAGACUGGUCUAUCAUCCAUCACAGAAAUAACCAUGACUAAGGCAUCAUUAACGACUGGUCGAUCAUCGACCACAGAGCUGCAAACAAGUAAUUCUACAUUACCGACUGGUCUAUCAUCCACCACAGAAAUAACCGCGACUGAGGCAUCAUUAACGGCUGGUGGAUCGUCGACCACAAAGCUGCUAACAACUGAUUCUGCGUUAGUGACUGCUCGAUCAUCCGUCACGGAACUUCCUACAACUGACUUUGCAUUAACAACAGGUCGGCCAGCUGCAUCCCGGCUGUCUACAACUGAUGCAUCAUCAUCAACUGACCGAUCUUUCAACACAAAACUUUCAACAACUGACAGUGCAUCAGCAACUAGUCGACCAUCUACCAAGACACUGCCUACCACUGAUGUACCAUUUAUAAUGACAGGUCGACCAUCCAUCAAACAACAGCCAACUGAUUCCGCAAUGACGACUGAUCGAUCGUCUGCCGAAACACCAUCAAUUUACCAACCAACUGUUGCCGACUCUGCGACAGAAAUUUUGACGAAAACAUUUGAUAUAAUCCUUCGACUCAGAAUCCUGGCGUUAAAUGGAACAACAGCUAGAUAUACCGAUAUUCUGGCCGACAGCACCUCCCAGGCAUUCCGUGAAAUAUCAUCAAAAGUGACUGUGGCGGUGAUUGAAGUCCUCCGAAGCUCACCGACCACGGCUUUUGUUGUGGAUUUCGUUGUUUCUUCCAUACGCAACGGGAGUUUGUUGGUUAGCGGUGCUGCCAUCUACCCAGUGAAUUCGAUGGUCGAGCCCGAGGCUUUGGUCGACGUGCUGAAUAGCGCUGGAGAGGCUGAAAGGAAUGCACAUAGUUUGCUCACUAUUGACCCUUCAGCAACGUAUGCAACAGUGGCAAAUGAAGGCUGUCCACCAGACUUCUGCAAAAACGGCGGCAACUGUACGCAACUCAGAGGCCUUCAGGAUCCCGUGUACUCUUGCGAGUGCGUUGGCGGUUACUCCGGAAGUUCGUGCGACAUAUUGGAUGUAAGAAGAAAUGACGGCAUUGUUGUCCCCAUAUUGGCUGCUUUUGGGGGAUUUAUUGUCAUCACGACCAUGGUGCUGAUAUUGACAUGGGCACGAAUUUCAGGAAAACGUCGAAGGCCACAAACAUAUGCGUCCAAAAUGUUUCGGAAUAGAGCUGUCGGUUUGGAGUGCGUGGAAACAUCUGCAACACGGCCUCCAACAGAGUACGGGGGUUAUGGCAGUGCGCUCAGAAACUUCUACUUACCUUACGUUGUUCAGGAGGCAUCUGUGGAGAACUCAUUCACCUGGGACGAUUCCUUCUUCUACUAGCAUACUUCCUAAAUAAUUCAUCUGUUUGUGGAAUGAACAAGAUCGCUCCGGAGCACCGUACAUUUUGUUCGUGGUAUCUACAUCAUUAAUGUUUUUCAUUUACCCCGUCAGCAACAAGAACUCCGAAGAUUUUCUCCUCAUUAAGGGAAAGGUUCUAUAUCUAUCUCCUCUGUAGCAUUUUUGAAUAUUUCAAUCCCUAUUUAAUUCAAUGUAGAUUUAUUGACUUAUGCACGUAGUACGUGAAAGCCGUUUCAAUUUUUUUCCCAGGCCAACGAUUUUACUGUUUCCGCAACAUUGCUGCACUUAAGCAUGUUGUCAUCUAAUUUAUCAAAUGUAAAAUGAUACAUUAUGUAAUGUUGCUCAAGUUAAUGGCCAUGUACUCGGUACUUAAGUAAUGUGAAUCACGUUUGCUUAUUGUAAAGAAUGACAGCAUUGAAAUAAAUCGUUCGUUCGUUCGUUCAUUCAUUCAUUCAAAAAGCACCAAGUUGCACUUAGGCCUAACCUUGUCCUUAACAUGAUUACAGAAAUAUAAUUUACAUAAACAUGAGGAUAUAGAUACGAAAGAAUACAGACUGCUCUCAUAUUUGUGUUGGCGGCCAAAUGUUGCGGAAAUAUCAUUCUUGGCUGGUGUCAGAUUUUAAAUCAGAAUGUACCGUACAUUUGUCCAUAACUUUCAAAGAGGAUCAUAUUUCCAUUUGGUAUUGAGAAGUUCAAUUAUUAAUUUAGCGUUUUGAUAAGGGUGUGAGAUUUUUAACACUUAGUGAGUUAUUUUUUUGCUUUUAAACUGACGGCAAGCCAUGGUUUUACCAGCCGCUGCAUGGUAGACCCAAAUUCGACAGGAUUUUAAAUUAAAGUAGGAACGAAGGAUGAAGGAAAUGAAACCUGCAUUAUUUAUGAUUAAAUUAACGGCAAAAUUCAUCAUUUUUACAAGUAGUUAAAAUAUUUCUCAAUGUGAAUUCCAUUCACACUGAGAUAAUUUUUGGAUAACGUAAGAAGAAAAGGGUGAAGAAAAUUAAACAUUUAUUAUUAAUGAUUGAA